Messenger RNA from Centruroides sculpturatus (bark scorpion), 839 nucleotides. RefSeq names its product multidrug resistance-associated protein 4-like. The transcript has 5 exons. NCBI's taxonomy places the organism in Eukaryota, Metazoa, Arthropoda, Arachnida, Scorpiones, Buthidae. Gene Ontology annotation, molecular function: ATP binding; ATP hydrolysis activity; ATPase-coupled transmembrane transporter activity. The annotation marks the transcript as partial. Gene Ontology annotation, cellular component: membrane. Gene Ontology annotation, biological process: transmembrane transport. The record is from RefSeq and is a predicted model, not a curated record.
CUGUUAGGAAUUCAUAGAUUAUGUUGUGUCACCUCUUUACACUACAUGCGUUUUAAAAGAAAACAAUUAAUAAUUGAAAUAAUAUUUUUACACAAAUACGUAAAUACUUUUAAAAUGUUUAUGUACUUAUAUUAUUUACGUAAAACAUGUCGUUACCAACAAUAAAGCGACAUUAAUCUCGAUAGACGUCUUUACUAAUGUCCGUUUUGGGAGAGAUUCCAAUUACUUCUGGUGAAGUGUCCGUGAAAGGAAAGAUUUCAUAUGCUUCUCAAGAAGCUUGGGUGUUCAACGCAACUAUCAGAGAAAACAUCUUGUUUGGAGAAGAAUAUCAAGAAGACAAAUAUAGAAAAAUCUUGCAUAUAACGGCACUAGAAAAGGAUAUUAGCUUAUUUCCUAAAGGAGAUAAGACAAUCGUAGGAGAGAAAGGAGUGAUAAUGAGCGGUGGGCAGAAAGCAAGAAUUAAUUUAGCAAGAGCGCUAUAUGUGGAUGCCGAUAUUUUCCUCCUGGAUGAUCCACUGAGUGCUGUUGAUGUUCCAGUGGCAAAACAUAUCUUCGAAAAGUGUAUAAUGGAAUAUUUGAAAGACAAGAUAUGCAUUCUAGUUACGCAUCAAAUACAAUUUUUAAACUCUGCGUGUAAAAUUUUAGCGUUAAAAAAGGGAAAAUGUGAAUCUAUUGGAAAUUUUAAACAAUUGGAAAAUUUAGAAAUGCAUACAGGAAUAUUACCAAAGAAAGAAGUUUCUGAAAAUAGCAUUGAUUUAGAGAGUGCGGUUUUUCAUGAUGAUGGUGAUGAUAAAAUUGAAAGUUUUCAAUGUGAUAUGAAUGAUAAAAUUGAAGACAGA